AUGACCAGUUUCCUGGACGCUGGAUGGGGCGCAAUUGAAUAUAAUAUUACUCAAAGAUCUCUCACAGCAUUAUUGUUUAUUUUAAAAGAAGAAGGUCAUAAUGAAUUGCCCGAUGAUACCAGGACACUUUUAAACACACCAAAAAAGACAAUUAUUCGCGAGUGUGAAAGUGGACAUUAUUUCCAUUAUGGUUUGGAAAAGUCAUUGCGAGAUAAAUUAAAUUAUUGCCCAAAUAUAAAUAACAUAAACAUCGUAGAAAUAAAUAUAAAUAUUGACGGUCUACCUCUUGCAAAAAGUUCGCAGAGUCAACUGUGGCCUAUUAAUUAAAUUUAAAUUAAAAUUACAGAUCCUUUUCUGAUAGGUAUUUAUCAUGGUUACAAAAAACCUACAAACGCAAAAAAUUUGUUAUAUGAAUUUUGUGAAGAAUAUAGAAUUCUACAUACGGAAGGCUUUUUAUUUCAAAAUAGAAAAUUACUCGUUACAAUCAGAACAGUUAUUUGCGACGCUCCAGCAAAAUCUUUUGUAACUACGAAAGGUCACAACGUAUAUUUCGGUUGCGGAAAAUGUUUUUGUGAAAGUGAUUAUGUCAAUCACAGAAUGGUCUUCUUAGAUGAGACUGCUCUUCUAAGAACUGAUAGCAAUUUCCGUAAUAGAGAGAAUGAAGACCACCAUAUUUCCGUUUCGCCUUUCAAAAAUUUACCGAUAGAUAUGAUAAAUAAUUAUUAUUAAUAAGAAACGUUACAAUAGUGCGUUAAAGUAUAAUACACAAGGUUAC
Messenger RNA from Ooceraea biroi (clonal raider ant), 775 nucleotides. RefSeq lists its product as uncharacterized. The record is from RefSeq and is a predicted model, not a curated record. NCBI's taxonomy places the organism in Eukaryota, Metazoa, Arthropoda, Insecta, Hymenoptera, Formicidae.